Molecule: messenger RNA, 849 nt
Organism: Suillus fuscotomentosus
Lineage: Eukaryota; Fungi; Basidiomycota; Agaricomycetes; Boletales; Suillaceae
Exons: 5
Coding region: 1-849 (282 amino acids)
Source: RefSeq, a predicted model, not a curated record
AUGUAUUCGGAACCAGACAAGAAAAACUAUGAGCCCCGAGUGCCACUUCCUGCACAACAGUCGCCGCCACCAAGUUGGAAUAAGACAGGAUCCUGGCAAGCUAUCGAUGUCGUUCCCAUCCUUGCUGAUGACGAGAAUCCUUCAAAACAACACAGCACUGAGCACUCAGGGUGCAGAACUUUAUUGCUGGUCUCGCAAAAAAUCCAUGUACACACCUCGCAUCAUGCUGCCGAGCUGCCGUCGUCCUCGGGGCUGUCGUCGGUCGAUCAAUCCCGUCCUCGAACGCCGCACUCUCGAAAAACCAGACUUUCUGGUCGCAGCUGGGAUAGUCUGAGGCUAGUAUUUGAUUUUAAUAUGGUUUUGAAUCCGAAAUCUCACGAUCUCUCAACUCACGAAGUUGUACACAUGCGAUGGACUGCGAGCAUGGAAAAAUUUGUCGAUGGGCUUGCCCGACGCACCAUGAAUGUACUAGUAACUAAACUAACACCUCCCUAUUAUAUCGAUCCACAUACGGCAUGGGUGUCCGAGGUGCAAAAAGAGCUUCACACACGAAAAGGCAUUGAUGCCACGCAUGUUAUCAUGACAAGCGGCGAAAGGAACCCGGAAUGGUGGUCAGAUGUUAGGGCAUUGGGGCGGACGCGGGUAGAUUAUGCAGCGGAGCGGACAGAGGAGAUCUAUGGACAAUGGCAUCCAGCGUUCCUCGACGCUAUCAUUCAGUCGAAUGGAGCUGGCUUCGUUAGCACUCGUGGUUCUACGAUAUCCACACUAGCUAGUCGCAGAGUACAGCCGUGGCAUGACCGAGCGACUCGGCUCGUUAGAUGGGGGUGGCCGAGCGCGGAUGACCACUGA